AUGUUUGUGCUACCUCCCCCGCCACGAUAUCCCACCAUGGGGCCUUAUGGCGCCGGUGGUAUACAUCCUGUUCCCAUGAUAGAGACAAACAACACGUUAUCGAAUCCGGCGGGUCCCGAAUGGCAAUUCCUUGUUGGAGAAGGCACGUAUACAUUGAAAGAAGACUUACAUCUUGCGACACCUCCGCCCCAUCCUUCCGAAGCCACCGUCCCGAACCCCAACCCGCUGUCGACUCUUCCGCAGCCUGCCAGCGCCGGUACCUCGGUCUCUCUCAUCGCGCUUGAGAGUCGUCCGGCUCCAAACUUUCUGUAUAGAGGAAUCUCUUCGACCACCCUCGCCCUGAGUGGCGCGCCAUCUAGUAUUCAGGAGCAUCCCAACGAGGGCCGCUACUCUGCCGAAGGUGGCAAGACGAGUGAGGAGGGCCGUACCGGUUCGACAAGUGAUGCUCAGGCUACCUCCAUUACCAUUGGUUCUGCACCUGCUUUUGGCGAAGGCAAUGCUUUGCUCACCCAGGUGCCGACCAAGGAUGUGAACAAGAAGAGAAAGCCCAAGAACAACAUGACAAAGAGCAACUCGUCUUUCAUCUCUCGCGUUAUCGUCAACGAAAGCCUGUCUAAGAAGCUUACGGAGCGAUCCAAUGAUGGCCUCUUUGCUUUUGCAAACAUCAACCGCGCCUUCCAGUGGCUUGACAUGUCAUCGUCGUCAAAGCAAGACUAUUUGACCAAGAUUCUUUUCACGAAAGCGCAUUGUCUAUGUCACGAUGUUAAUGUCCAUACAAAGAGCGUCUCGCAUCUGGAUGUUAUAAUGGGCUUCUCAACUGGAGAGGUCAUCUGGUGGGAGCCGAUCUCGCAGCGAUAUACACGACUGAACAAAAACGGCGCAAUUAAUGGAACCCCAGUUGCGGCAAUUCGAUGGAUUCCAGGAUCAGAAAACCUAUUUCUAGCUGCCCAUAUGGAUGGCUCGCUGGUCGUAUAUGACAAGGAAAAAGAAGACGCCCAGUUCAACCCCGAAGAGGAAGCGAUUAAUGGAAACGUGAAUGGGACGAGCGGUGAGCUGUCAGAUGCUAGCAAUGGCGGAGCUCAUCACAAUUCUAUUCGAAUCAACAAGUCAGUGCAUUCCAAAAAUCAAAAGGUCAAUCCAGUUGCCGCCUGGAAGUUAUCCAACCAUCGAAUCAACGCCUUCUCCUUCUCGCCUGAUAACCGACACUUGGCUGUUGUGUCCGAGGACGGCACGCUAAGAAUUAUUGACUAUUUGAAGGAAGAGCUACUGGAUGUGUUCUAUUCCUAUUAUGGAGGACUGACAUGCGUUUGUUGGUCCCCAGAUGGCCAAUACGUAUUGACUGGUGGACAAGACGACUUGAUAUCAAUAUGGUCACUGUCAGACUCGGCUCUGGUAGCCAGAUGCCAGGGACACCAGUCUUGGGUAUCAGCCGUUGCCUUUGACCCUUGGAGAUGCGAUGAGCGAAACUAUCGUUUCGGCAGCGUGGGAGAAGACGGACGUCUUUGUCUGUGGGACUUCAGUGUCGGCAUGCUUCACCGACCCAAAGCGCGGGCUGAGACGGCCACCACGUCCAACUCAAGGUUGCGAUCAAACUCAAACCUAGAUACCGAAGACGAGGAAAUGGCUAUCGCACACCCUGUGGAGCCGCGGGCCAGAAUUCCUAUGCUUCCUCCCGUACUUGUAAGCGACACCAAGCCAAGCUUCGAGUUGAUCUUCCGGUCCGAUUGGACUGUUGAGAUCAACGAUCGCUUGUUCAUGGCAUACACAUAA
Fusarium subglutinans is the source of this 1770-nucleotide messenger RNA. RefSeq names its product putative WD40 repeat. Gene Ontology annotation, biological process: carbon catabolite repression of transcription. Gene Ontology annotation, molecular function: protein binding. Lineage: Eukaryota; Fungi; Ascomycota; Sordariomycetes; Hypocreales; Nectriaceae. The record is from RefSeq and is a predicted model, not a curated record. Bases 1 to 1770 code for a protein of 589 amino acids. Gene Ontology annotation, cellular component: cell division site; nucleus; cell tip. The transcript is spliced from 8 exons.